This is a messenger RNA of Melospiza georgiana, 3513 nucleotides long. RefSeq names its product desmoglein-1-like. Gene Ontology annotation, cellular component: desmosome; plasma membrane. The coding region runs from base 1 to 3513 and encodes 1170 amino acids. Lineage: Eukaryota; Metazoa; Chordata; Aves; Passeriformes; Passerellidae. Gene Ontology annotation, molecular function: calcium ion binding. The transcript is spliced from 16 exons. The record is from RefSeq and is a predicted model, not a curated record. Gene Ontology annotation, biological process: homophilic cell-cell adhesion.
AUGGAUUGGCUCCCUCACCGAACGGCUGCUUUUCUGUUCCUUUUGUUGGUACUCUUGGAUUUCAGCACAGGAUUUCAUGUAGAGGUAAAAGAAUGGGAUGAAAAUGGAAUGGCAAGAUGGAAAACCUUUAGAAGACAAAAACGUGAAUGGAUCAAAUUUGCUGCAGCUUGUAGAGAAGGAGAAGACAACUCCAAGAGGAAUCCAAUUGCCAGAAUCCGGUCUGAUUGUGAAGAAGACAAUCCAAUCACAUACAGCAUCUCUGGAGUUGGAAUCGAUCGUGCACCCUAUGGAAUAUUUGUUGUUAACCCAAGAACAGGAGAAAUUAAUAUAACAUCAAUAGUGGAUAGGGAAAUAACACCAGUAUUUGUUAUACGUUGCUUUGCUAAACACUCAGUGACCGGUAUAGAUUUGGAACCACCUCUUGAACUUCGAGUCAGAGUCCUGGAUAUAAAUGAUAAUCCUCCUGUAUUUGCACAAACUGUAUUUACAGGAUCUGUUGAAGAGAGCAGCAUGGACAACACACUGGUGAUGAAAAUCAUUGCAACUGAUGCAGAUGAACCUAACCAUUUGAAUUCUAAAAUUGCCUUCAAAAUAGAGAGUCAGGAACCUUCUGGUCCACCCAUGUUCAUUAUGAAUAAAUACACAGGAGAACUCCAUCUUGCAAAUUAUCUUGACAGAGAGCAACAUAGUAGCUACACUCUGGUUGUGAAGGCAUCAGACCGGGACGGCGCUGCAGAUGGAAUAUCAUCCCUUUGUAGCUGUAAUGUGAAAGUCAUUGAUGUUAAUGACAACUUUCCAACUCUUGCUCAAAGCUCCUUUUCAGCAAGUAUUUCAGAAAAUUCACUCAGUUCAGAACUGUUACGAAUACAAGCUCUGGAUGCUGAUGAAGAGUUUACAGACAAUUGGUUAGCAGAGUUUUUCUUUAUAUCCGGUAAUGAAGAUAACUGUUUUGAAAUUGUUACAGAUCGAGCUACAAAUCAAGGAAUCCUUAGAGUAAUUAAGGAGCUGGAUUUUGAACAUAUCCGAACUCACGCACUGAUGAUCGGUGUCAGGAAUGUAGCUGCAUUCCACCACUCUGUUGCGCAUGAGUACCAGAUAUUUGGGACACCCCUGACAGUAGAAGUAAAAAAUUUGAUUGAACCACCAAGAUUUCAUCCAUCUUCAGUUGUGUUUUCCCUGCCACAAAAUGCAAGAGUGAAUUAUGUUGUAGGAACAUACACAGCCAUGGAUGAGGACACUAGAACCAUUGCAUCAAAUGUUGUAUAUAGCAUAGGACGUGAUCCAGCUGCCUGGUUCAGAAUCAAUCAAAACACUGGUGAAAUCAUACUGAACAAAGUUAUUAGCCGGGAUUCUGUCUAUCUGGUCAAUGGGCAGUACCAAGCAGAGGUUCUGGCUAUCACCAGAGGGGUUCCUCGAUACACUGCUACUGGCACCGUUGUGCUUUCACUAGAUGGCAUCAAUGCCAAUUGCCCAACUAUUAAUACUGAAGUGAGGAAAGUAUGUAUGCAUUCCCCAUCAGUGGUUAUCUCAGCAAAGCCCAGGGAUGGUGUUGUCUAUGCUACCCCCUUCACAUUCAGCAUACAUGGUGAACCUCAGACUACAUGGAUUAUCAGACGAAUAAAUGAUUCCUCUGCGGAACUAGUGGGCCAGAACAUAGACUUUUACCUUUAUAGGAUCUACGUCGUCGUAAGGGACAGCCAAGGCCGGCGCUGUGCUCGACCACACAUAAUUCCUGUGCAAGCUUGCCAGUGUGACAGUCGGAACUACUGCACCAGUGGGGCCACAAGAAUAAUUAUCAUCGGUGGUGGUGGUGGUGGCGCUGGUGGUGGUGGUGGCACUACUGGUGGUGGUGGCGGCGGCACUGGCGGUGGUGGCGGCGGCACUGGUGGAGGCGGCCGGGAAGACGGAGGGCAGCAGGGUGGUGGUGAUUAUGGAGGAGAUUAUGAGGACCACACACAGUCGCAGGGUUAUACUGAUGGCUACGAAGGAGGUGAUGAAGGAUAUACUGCCUACACUGACAGCGGUUAUGGAAAUGAAAAUUAUGGCAGACAAUUGGAUUCAAAUACCACACUUAGUGGCGCUGCCAUUGGCUUGAUGUUCCUCGGCGGACUAAUAUUUGUUUUGAUUCCAAUUUUGAUGUCAAUGAGCGACUGUUGUGGCUGUGGACCUGGCGCUGCAGGUGGAGUUGGAACUGGAUUUGAACCUGUACCUGAAUGUACAGAAGGGGCAAUUCAUCCAUGGGGAAUAGAAGGUGCACAGCCUGAAGACAGGGAUGUCUCACACAUUCUUGCCCCAACAACUGCUGCAGGAGGUGAUUUUGGUGAACCUUCUGACAUAUAUAAUAACACAUAUGGAGGAGGAGGAGUAGUAGCUUCUGGUGUUGAAGAAACUACAGGUGUUGGCUAUGGCACUGGUACUGGCUACGGAACAGCUGGAGGAAUUUCUGGAACAGGGGAAGCAAAAGGGUCAAUUGGAGGAACAAUAAAAGAGUAUCGAGAAGGAGGAGUGAACAUGGCCUUCCUAGACAACUAUUUCUCUGAGAAAGCAUUUGUGUAUGCAGAUGAAGAUGAAGGUCGGCCAGCAAAUGACUGCCUAUUAAUUUAUGAUCACGAAGGAGUCGGUACUCCUGUUGGCUCCGUGGGUUGCUGCAGCUUUAUUGGAGAAGAUACAGACGAAACAUACUUGGAUACAUUAGGACCAAAAUUUAAGACCUUAGCAGAGAUUUGUCUGGGCAAAGAGAUCGAACCUUUCCCUGAUGCUAACCCACCCUGGCCAGGCGUCAACAUUCCCUUCCCCAGUCCUGAAAGUGAUCUAAACCUCCCGCCACCGGGCACCACCAUCAUUGUCAACGGAAAUGCACCUAUGCCUCCCACCGCUGGCACUACAACGGUUGUUACUGAAAACACCUACACAUCUGGGACAACCAUACAGCCGCCGAGGCCCAUGCCAGAUCCCCUGCUCCAUGGCAACAUGAUGGUGACCGAGACGUACACCUCCAGCCAGCCCUCUGUUUGCGUUGACCCUCUGCGUGCAUCCAACGUCGUUGUGACGGAGAGGGUUGUGGGGCCUGCGUCUGCCUCUGAUUUGCGUGGCAUGCUGGAUAUCCCCGAUCUCACUGAGGGCUCCAACGUUAUCGUCACGGAAAGAGUAAUCGCGCCUAACUCCCGGCUCCCGGCAUCUCUGAGCAUUCCUGAUUUGGUAGAUGGGUCAAAUGUGGUAGUGACAGAAAGGGUGUUCAGGCCUGCCUCCGGCAUGCCAGGCAGUCUAAUAAAUAUUCCCUCAGAGUUAUCCAGUGCCCACAACGUGAUGGUCACAGAGAGAGUAGUGUCAGGGGCUGGGAUGAGCAGCCUGGGAGCAACAAGCAUGGGAGGAGCAAAUCUAGGGAGCCUGAGCAGCACAGGUCAGAUGCUCAGUGCCGAAUGUCAUCUUGGUCAGGGAAUGGGCACGGCAUCUCCAGGCACCUCCCGGAGACGAAUGACAAAGUACAGCACCAUGCAGUACUCCAGUCAGUAA